Molecule: messenger RNA, 2193 nt
Organism: Oryctolagus cuniculus (rabbit)
Lineage: Eukaryota; Metazoa; Chordata; Mammalia; Lagomorpha; Leporidae
Source: RefSeq, a predicted model, not a curated record
CUUGUGGGAGUGGAGAUUGGGGGCCAGAGCUCACUGGUGACGUGUCCGUCACGUGACCAAGAGCCGCCUCGAGCAGAAGUCCAGCUAGUCGCCUCUGUCUGGGUACCAGCCCCCUAUUACUCUGCAGGCGGGUAAAGGGAGAAGGAAAGGAGCCCCGGACCGCGCGGGUGUAUAGGUCUGUUGGCCUGUAGAUCGCGGCGAGAGAAGGAGCAAACUGCUUCGGUGGGAACCGUGCAGGUCGGUGUGAAGGGAAAGGGGUGUGGCGGCCUUUGCUGGGGAAAUGGCGGACGACCAGCGCGGCGGGGGAAGCUCGCAUUGGGAAAGUCAGUGAGAAAUAUUUUCAACUCAAGGACCUCAGAUUCACAAGAGUGGAUAUUGGGACUUAAACGGCCUCAGUGCUCAUCCAUCCACUACACUUUCAGUUCUCCGUUGCUGCCUACCUGUCUUUGCAUUUGUCCUUCUGCCAGACUCUGUCCCCAUAUCGCUGUGGAGGAAACACUGACAACAGAAGGCGAGGACAGAAGGCAUUGGCCUGACUUCGGUAGAGAUUCUUCUCAAGAGAGCUACAGGAGCCUGGCAGAGGCUGAAGACUGCUACCCUCGUACGUUACACAUUCUGGUCUUAAGUCCUCUUCAAUCAGGUGGAGCCAAAGCACUCUCCUGUCCUGCCCUGAGGCUGGCACGGACCUGAGCAUGGGACGGGCCCGGGAAGUGGGUUGGAUGGCCGCAGGAUUGAUGAUUGGGGCUGGUGCCUGCUACUGUGUUUACAAAUUGACCAUAGGAAGAAAUGAGAGUGACAACUCAGAGGAGGAGGAGGAAGAGGAAUGGGAUGAUGAUCAGGACCCGGAUGAGGAAGAGCCCGAGAUUUGGUUUGAUUUCACGACUAUGGCUCGGCCUUGGAGUGAGGAUGGGGAAUGGACUGAACCCGGGGCCCCAGGUGGCACUGAGGACAGACCCUCAGGUGGGGGCAAGGCCAGCAGAGCACACCCAACAAAACAACGGCCUUUCCCCUAUGAACAUAAAAAUACCUGGAGUGCUCAGAGCUGUAAACAUGUCAGUUGUAGUCUUCGCCACUACACGUGUCCGUUCAUUCAGGGACUGACGGAGCGCCAGGAUGCUGGCUUUGCCCUUAGCCACGGUAUCAAUAGUCAUUUGGCCAGCCUCUCAAGGGCUGGAAACCUGAUACCCACUCCCCAGCGCACCUUCAGGGAGCAGGCUUUGUGUGCCCUGGGAAGCUCCCAUGCCAGCAUUCAAAGUCAGGGCCAGAUUAAGACGUCCAUCACCGAAGUGUAUCGGGAGACUGUGUCACGUUGCUGUGGUGCAUUUCUGCAGCAGGCUGGAUUCAGUUUGUUAAUAAGUGUGGCGGUUAUUAAUGACAUGCUUGCCAAGUCCAUUACAGACUUGCAGUUUCCUUUGAUACCAGAGGGAAGUGGACGGGCUGAGGUUCAGGCUUCGAAACUGUGGAUGGGUUUGUCUGAAAAGCCAGCGCUGGCGGGAGAAUGGCUGGGCUUCUACAUGCUGUUUCCAUUCAUGGCCUUCUUAGCCCGCAGUGCAAACCCAGGGCUGCUCCUGCACACCCCUGCCUAUUAAAUGUCCGUCUCAGGCACGAUGAGACUGGAUCUCACUCCCCUCCACCCACUCAGAGCCCACAAGGUUUGCAGCUGUCAGAGAAUCUGCAGUGGGUGCUCCAGAGGUGGCAGCCUUAGCUGGUCACCACAUCACUUGGGUGAACGCUGCAGUGGCUUCAUCGAGGACCACAUUCUCAUUGGCCAGGUGGGGGCUCCACAGAGCCUGCAGUCACUUCCUGGUUUUGCAGUCUGCAGGCAAUGUGCACAGUCGCUUCCUCACUAGCAGCUCUCUGGUGUGCUAAAGGGAUCACUUUGGUUGCCAGCUGUGGAUAAAGGACAUCUGCUUCCAGCAUCAGGAGUGCUGCUGCCGCCUAAGCAGAGCCGCUCUGCAGAGACCAGACGCAGUCGUGAGCUUGAGCUGAAAAUGCGUUUGUUGCCGCUUGGGUGAAUGGGUUUGCCUUGACUCUCUCUUCUACAGGAGCUCGGGGAUGGUGAACCUGCCCAUCCCAAGAGUACACUGCCCUUCUAGCUACCUUAUUGCCCCCAGUCUCCCCCACCCAAGUCUACAUCUGUGUAUCAUCAAUAAAGUUGUGUGCUUUCACUGGCAAAAACCAAACAAACAAAAA